GUAUGGGUGAGAGUGGGCCGGGAGUGUAGUGACUGUGUAGUGAGUCUAACAGUGAACUGAAUGCCUAAAACACUCUAUUAUUAGGUGUUGUACUACCGGUUGAGUCGGUUUUGGCUCAAAACCAAACAUGUAUUCAGUAAUGCAGUCAUAGCUCAACCAUUUCCAGUUGCAUUGGUGAGAGCCAUAGGAAACCUACCUUUUCAUAAGUUUGAUGACCUACCAGUGCGAAGAGUACCAGUGCGAGAGUAAUAUAUACCCACAAAAUAGUGAAACCCAAUCACACACUGCCAGCGCUAUCACCGCUGCCAUCAUAGCCGACACCAAUUGAUCCAUCGCUCGCCUCUUCGCCCACCAAACCAUUCAUUCACUCAUUCAUUGAUUUUCAGUUUGACUCGUGAGGUACCGACUCGAGCGGACAGGUAUGUCUGGGUUGGGGCAGCAGUACUGUCUCAAGUGGAACAACCACACCAACAAUAUGGUCAAAGUCUUCAACCAGCUGUUGGACGACCAGAACUUCUGCGACGUGACCCUCGCGGUCGAUGGCGCGCACCUCAAGUGCCAUAAGCUGGUGCUGAGCGCCUGUAGCUCCUACUUCAAGGAGCUGUUUGUGUCCAAUCCGUGCAAACACCCCAUCGUUAUACUCAAAGACAUGCGUCUCGACGACAUCAAAGCCAUCGUCAACUUCAUGUACUCCGGAGAAGUGAAUGUCUCGCAGAACCAGUUGGCAGCCCUCCUCAAGACGGCGGAAGUGCUGCGCGUCAAAGGGCUCACCGAAGUGAACGACAAGCAAACCGACGCCCUGUCGGUGCCCAACACCACCGCCACCUCCGCCUCCGCCGUCGCCAAUAAGACGCCACUCGAGACACCGGUUACGCAACAGACGCCCAACAACUCCUCCGCCGGUUGCGCGACUCGGAAGAAGCGCCGGCGAAGAGGUAACCACACGACCAAUAAUAAUGUGUCGGUUUCGGGCGAAAGCGGGAACUCCUCGCAGAGCGACGACAGCAGCGACGAGACGUCCAAUAAGAAGCCAAAAGAGAGUUCGCCGGCCAUUGACGCGACCCCCGCGCGAGUCGUCAAAGAGUCUCGCAGUUUGUUAUCCGAAUCUAAUGCCACCAAAACGGUGACCAAAACACCAGAUACUCAACCCGUGAAUGUCAUUCAAACGCGAAGGAGACAAACGCUGCAGAACUUGGAGUCGGAAGUGAGUCGAGACAAUGAGGGCAGCGAACCAUCCAUUGAUUGCAGUGAACAACACGUCAAUAAUGGAAAUCAAUUGGAGUCGUGGCCAUCAGGUGCGGACCACAGCACAGCUCUGGCGCUGACCACCGCUGAAACUGAAGACGAGUCCAACGAUAUGUUUGACGUGAAGCCCAUCAUAUCAUUUGAUGAGUCGCCGACACAAGGGUCGAGUCCUUUACCCGAAGACUCAUCCGUUAUGAUAUCCAGUCCAUCGGACACGAACACCAGCGCUGGGACCAGUGCCGCACAAACCGGCAAAAUAUGUGUCUGUCAUCUCUGUCACCUCACAUUCACCGCUUACAGCAGUUUGAGAAGACAUAUGGCCAGACAUUAUGCAGACCGAGAGAGAUAUGACGUCGAGAAGACCAUUAAAAGCAAAAGGCGUUCGUCUUUGAGAUCAUUUGGGUUUCAAUCCAUACAUGACUUCGGAUAUACCGAUAGCCGCAGCGAAUGUCCCUUUUGUCACAAAAGGAUUGUUAACCUCAGAAGACAUAUAAAUGAAGUACACGUCGGAGUGCUCUUCCAGUGCCAGAUCUGUUGCCGAAAGUUUAAGCGAAAGGAUAAACUCAAUCACCACUUGAUUACUGAACAUAACAUUUGACUCCAAGUAUUGCAUCG
This is a messenger RNA of Oppiella nova, 1860 nucleotides long. Lineage: Eukaryota; Metazoa; Arthropoda; Arachnida; Sarcoptiformes; Oppiidae. The record is from the annotation of a GenBank genome assembly.